AUUGCUAACAAUUAAACAAUGGAUCUGAAAGGAUCACUUGUUGAUACCAAACUUAAAAUAUUCCCAUCUGACAUUUUAAAACAGUUUCUAAAAAAUGUAAAUGGUGAUGACAUUCCUACCAACAUAUCGAGGUUUACAAAAAAUAAAAAUAAAACAGAUAUUGAAACUGAGAUAUCAGACCAAAUACAGUUAAACAACAAAGAUUUUGAGAAUUUAAAUAAGAUUAAGAUUUUUGUGGAAAAGUUUGAAAUUGACAUAGCGGAUGCGCCUAAUAAUACUUCUAAUACUAAGUUUGAUAAAGAGGAAGAGAAAAAUUCCAAACCAAUUUUAGAAGAAACUUCUGAAAAUGAAAUACAGGAAGGUGUAUUACAAUCCAGAGAUGGUCCUUACCUACUUACUUCUGAUUUAGAUUGGUUGUUUUCUCACCUCCAGAAGAGAAGGACAAAUGGUGAAGAAGACAUUCCUUACUUGCAUGUUCUUUUAGAGGGUUCCCACAUUGAAACUCCACAAAAUAAAAUAUUAAAGAGGAAUCCAGAUUUGGAAGCAAGAUGUGUAAAACUGAGGGCUCAACAAGAAGCUAGAGAGUACAGGCAAAUGACCAAGAGUGUUGACAAUGUAAGAAUGAGGUUUCCUGAAGAUAGCAUAUCUUACCAAUUGAAGCAAGUGAAUCGUCAACUCAUUGCUAUUGGUCAGUUUAUAAUCUCAAUCUUUGCUGGAUUCUUAUUUGGAUUCAAAGGUGUGGAGUGGACAAUAGGACCAGGAUCACUAGAUUUCGGAUUUCGACUCCUUCUGGGCGUCAUGUGCGCUCUAAUUAUUGCACUAGCCGAGAUUUAUUUUCUGGCUAAGAAACUAAAUGAAGAAUUAAAUGUCCCCGAGUCUACGCAGCUUGGUGGACCUCCAAAGUUUGUUGAUGAAAAAACAUAUGGAUAUGAAACCAAGACAGAUUCAACUAAACCACACCAAGAUUAAUGUAUGCUGUAUUAUUAAGUACAAUUCCUUGUUGUAAUUUAUUUGUGUUUGCUUAUUCUUUAAUAAGAUAAUAAAACUUAU
This is a messenger RNA of Hyposmocoma kahamanoa, 1050 nucleotides long. RefSeq lists its product as uncharacterized. The record is from RefSeq and is a predicted model, not a curated record. Lineage: Eukaryota; Metazoa; Arthropoda; Insecta; Lepidoptera; Cosmopterigidae. The transcript has 2 exons. Gene Ontology annotation, biological process: vacuolar proton-transporting V-type ATPase complex assembly. Bases 19 to 969 code for a protein of 316 amino acids. Gene Ontology annotation, cellular component: endomembrane system.